AGGUCGGCAAUUUUUAUUUCUAUGGUCCCUUUCUUGUUGCACAAAUUAAGGCCUGUAAAUCUUUUAUCUAAUGUUGGGCAUCACCACUACAUAAAUAGAAGCCUCUCAUAUCUGAACUCCCAAUCCAACAAAAAACAUGCAAGGCUUGGGACUCUUAAGGAUAUUUGUCUUUGCAAUUUUAGCAUAUAUAGGCUCAACUGAAGCUCAGCUUCAGUUGGGUUUUUAUGCUCAAAGCUGCCCAAGAGCUGAGCAGAUUGUGCAAGAUUUUGUUAACCAGCAUAUUCAUAAUGCUCCAUCACUGGCAGCAACCCUUAUCAGAAUGCACUUCCAUGAUUGUUUUGUCAGAGGUUGUGAUGCAUCUGUGCUUAUAAACUCAACAUCAACCAAUCAAACUGAAAAAUCUGCAACUCCAAAUCUAACAGUGAGAGGCUUUGAUUUCAUCGAUAGAGUUAAGAGCUUGCUGGAAGCAGAGUGUCCUGGUGUGGUUUCUUGUGCAGAUAUUAUUGCUCUGGUCGCAAGGGACUCCAUCGUAGCUACUGGUGGUCCUUCCUGGAAAGUUCCAACAGGAAGAAGAGAUGGAACAAUCUCAAAUGCCUCAGAGGCCUUGGCGAACAUCCCAGCUCCUACAAGCAACUUUACCAAUCUCCAAAGACUAUUUACUAACGUGGGACUCGACCUAAAAGACUUGGUGUUGCUUUCAGGUGCACACACAAUUGGGAUAGCUCAUUGUCCGUCAUUCUCAAAUCGCCUGUACAAUUUCACAGGAGUAGGGGAUCAGGACCCUGCUCUGGAUAGCGAAUAUGCUGCAAAUCUCAAGGCAAGGAAGUGCACAACACCUAAUGAUAAUACCACCAUUGUUGAGAUGGAUCCUGGAAGUAGGAAAACAUUUGAUCUUAGCUAUUAUUCUAAUUUGCUCAAGAGAAGGGGACUCUUCCAAUCAGAUUCUGCCUUGACCACAAACUCUGCUACAUUGGCUACGAUCAACCAGCUUCUCAGUGGUUCACUGCAGAAUUUCUAUUCUGAAUUUGCUACUUCCAUGGAGAAAAUGGGCAGAAUCAAUGUCAAAACUGGCUCCACUGGUGAGAUUAGGAAGCAGUGUGCAGUGGUGAAUAGCUGAAGGAUUUUUUUUUCUUGUUUACUGUUCUUGGUUUAAUUAAGUGUGUUGGGUUUGAAUAAUUUUCUGUCCUUUCUUUUAGUAAUUUGAUUGUGCACAACCAGCUGUAAUAAAAUCAUUUAUUGUAUCAAUAAAUUUCAAUUCAAUGUUGGAAA
This is a messenger RNA of Hevea brasiliensis (rubber tree), 1269 nucleotides long. Its product is annotated as peroxidase 3. Gene Ontology annotation, cellular component: plant-type cell wall; plasmodesma. The transcript is spliced from 3 exons. The coding region runs from base 137 to 1117 and encodes 326 amino acids. The record is from RefSeq and is a predicted model, not a curated record. Gene Ontology annotation, molecular function: heme binding; peroxidase activity. Gene Ontology annotation, biological process: hydrogen peroxide catabolic process; response to oxidative stress. Lineage: Eukaryota; Viridiplantae; Streptophyta; Magnoliopsida; Malpighiales; Euphorbiaceae.